Molecule: messenger RNA, 2888 nt
Organism: Photinus pyralis (common eastern firefly)
Lineage: Eukaryota; Metazoa; Arthropoda; Insecta; Coleoptera; Lampyridae
Product: guanine nucleotide-binding protein G(o) subunit alpha-like
Exons: 4
Coding region: 418-1497 (359 amino acids)
Biological process (GO): Rho protein signal transduction; adenylate cyclase-modulating G protein-coupled receptor signaling pathway
Cellular component (GO): heterotrimeric G-protein complex
Molecular function (GO): guanyl nucleotide binding; G-protein beta/gamma-subunit complex binding; G protein-coupled receptor binding
Source: RefSeq, a predicted model, not a curated record
AAAGAAAAUACGAAUACAUUGCAAUUACCGCCAAACUGCAAAAGUGUGUUUUAAAAAUACAACUGAACAGAUGGCGCCACUUUCAACUACUUAAGCAUAAACGAGAAGACGAUCUUUUGUUUUGCAACAGUUUCCAUGUGUUACGUUAUAAAUUUUUUCGUUUAGGUGCAUUAUUCAAAAAUAGCACAGGGUACGAUGACGUAAGAACGUAAAUUUCACAUCGUUUAAUUCAUGAUCACGUAUAAUUUCUUAAAAAUGGAAGUAAACUGAUUUGACCUUGACUUAAGUGGGCUUUAAACUAGCUUUUAAAAAAACAAUAGAAAGUGCGGUGCGUGAAAGCGAAUUUUUUCGUUUUGAUUGAAACUACUUGGUGCUCUCCGCGAAUAAACAAUUAUAAGAAAUGGUGAUGGUUCGGAAAUGGGUGCAUGUUUGUCAAUAGAGCGUGAAGAAGGUAAGGCUCGGAGAAGAAGCGAAGAAAUCGAUCGACAAUUGGGUGAAUUGGCCAAACAGCAGAAUCAUGUUAUCAAGAUACUUCUUUUGGGUGCUGGUGAAAGUGGGAAAAGUACCUUAGUGAAGCAAAUGAAAAUUAUUCACGCCGAUGGAUUUACCAGUACGGAACUUUGCAGUUUCCGACCGACAGUCUUGGAUAAUCUCCUAGCUUCGAUGAAAUAUGUCCUUGCCGGCAUGGGAUUGUUGCGAAUUAAUCUGGAAUAUUCCAGAAAUAAGACGCACGCGCAGGUGGUUUUACAAAGUCGUAGCUGCUUUGACAUGACCUUCACCGUACUUCCGAACGUUGCGGCAUCGCUGCAGGUGCUCUGGUCGGAUCGCGGCGUACGCCUAGCUGUCGCCCGAGGAUACGAGUAUGAGCUAAACGAUUCGGCUUUGUAUCUCUUCGAGAAUAUGGACCGAAUUUGCGACGCGAAGUACGUGCCGUCCCCAACCGACGUCCUACGAGCGCGAGUUCGCACGCAAGGGAUAAUCGAGACCCACUUCAGAAUCAAUGAUAUGGUUGUGAGUAUGUACGACGUCGGCGGACAAAGAUCGCAGAGGCGCAAGUGGAUUUACUGCUUUGAUGACGUGCGAGCGGUGCUAUUUGUUGUUUCUCUCAGUGGUUAUGACAUGACCCUACUCGAGGAUCCCAGCGUCAAUCGUCUCGAUGAAAGCCUCAAUUUAUUCGGCCAAAUCGUCAACAAUCCCUUUUUUCGGGACGCAUCCUUCGUCUUACUGCUAAACAAAUUCGAUCUGUUCAGGGAGAAAAUUUUAUAUUCCCAAAGACAUUUACGACUGUAUUUUCCCGACUAUAAAGGACCGGAUAAGGAUGUCGAUCGAGGCGCGUUAUUCAUACAGCACAAGUUUGUCUUACGCAAUAAGGAUUCAAGAAAGGUGCUCUAUCCGCAUUUCACCACCGCCACCGAUACCGCUAAUGUGCAGGUCGUUUUCCAGUCAAUAAUGGAAAUGGUGAUUUCUGAGAAUUUAGGUCAGGUUACUUUAUUGUGACGCACGUAGAUGGCGUUAGGGUUGCUUUGUAUUGUGUCCCAUCCCAAAAAUUCAUGGUGACCCCUGACUUUAACUGUACCCAUUUUUACGAAUCUUUAGAACUACAGUAGUGUAAGGUACAGGAUACGCGUCUUUUUUUAAUAGUGAUAGUCGCCCUCUUAACUCAUCCAUAACGUGAGAAUAAAUACAUCCCCCCUUAAUAACUGUAAACAUUUCCAAUUCACUCACUAUUCAUAUCAUUGGAGUUACCAUGAUAUAUUAAAAGAAAACAGUUGAUUUUCGAAGUUUAGAGUGCUCAGACUGAGAUUUUGCAUUUCAUCGUAACUGAUUAGGUUAUAAUUAAUGGGCAAAUGUGCUUUAAAACUGUGAUUAAGUAGCUUAAGAGAGCUUUGCUCGCAAAUAUUGAUAGAAGUUCUGCAGUCAACGACUGAAUUCGAUGAUUUCUUUUAUUUUGUUGUAUGAAUGAUUAUUUGUGAUUGUUAAUCUUGCCUUUGAGUAUGUCAAUUCUAUGCUAUCACUGCCUUAUUACAAAUUGUCAAGCUUGUUGCCAUUGUAUAUAUACGAAAUUUAGUGAUAAUAUUUAUGCUAGGAAUACUUUGCAGCUCUCUACCCAAUUUACUGUUGGCGCAAAUGUAGAGGCCUAAUUAAAAAUUACCAUUUAUUUCAAACUGGAACCAUUGUCUUUAGCUGUUAUAUCAACAAAACAAUGAAAUCAAUUUUAAAAGGCAUUAUUAUGUUAAUAUGGCAAAGACAGUUGCACACACAAAAAAAUGAUGGUUACAUUUAAACAACUAAAAAUUAAACACUUUGAUUUGAUAAAAAUUUACAUCAAAUACGAAUCUUUUGCGCCAACAGUAGUGUGCCGUACAACAAACGCGCAUCUCUGUGUAGUUUUGCCCAUUUGCAGAGCAACAAAAUGUAGAUAGACUGCUCCUAAUUUAGUGAUAAACGUACCUUACCUUCUAUUCGACCAAAUUAAAAUUGGAUCUCACUAAAAGUGUUCAUGAAAACACGCUAAGUAAAAUUUCACCAAAUUUGUUUACAAAAUUUAAAAAAAAACCGCAAAAAGUCUUAUGUGCAAGGUGAAUUGACUGUGAUAGUUAUUUGCAAUGUACAGGUAGCUAUGAGUUUAGAACUUUGUCGUUUUUUGUUUUCUAAUGUGCUCUUAGUAUAGUGUAGUGGUUGGAGGUGUAGUUUCUGGGUGUAAACAAAUUAUGGAAUAGGUACCAAGUUUGUACCUACUACAGACGCCAUUCGUUAGAUUUAAAGAUCUUAUUGCUCUAUAGAAUAUUUGUACUGGAGGUAUCACGUAUUGCAAUAGAUCUUAAAGAAGUAUAGUUCUGACCACUAGUGUAAUGUAAGUUGUUUACAAUAAAGUUCCUUCCACUUUU